AUGGCGGGCGACCAAAGCAGCGCUAGCCCUGGUGGGGAUUCCGGCUACGACGACGACUGGGCAAGCAUGAUGCGCGAAGCGGAGCACGGCGGUGUGGAGGAGGUCGCCCUCCGCAUUGAGUUGAGGCGUUCGCAGCUCGACCAAGGCGGACCCGGCAGUGGCGGUUCUACUUCGCCAGUGCGCGACAACGUCGCCGGCCCGUCCUGCCCAGCGGCAGCUCUGGCCGCUCCGCUCCUUCAGCUCUGCUCCGGAAGUGUACGAGCUCGCCGCCGCUCGCCGUCUUCGAGGCCGGUGGCCGUCGACCUCCUUGCCGCAAUGCCUUCCUGGAAUGACGAGGAAACCAGCUCGGAGGAGGAGUGCGAGGUUGUCAGCAUGGACAUGGGACUUAUGGAGGAACGAGACACCACUGUGGAGCCCCUUUUCUGUGGCCAACUUGAGCUUGCUCAUCCCAAGUGCAUUCUGCACCAACUGAGGCCUAUUAAGCGUGUUGCUUUUGAAGGGCCUGUAACAGGAAGGCGUUUCUAUGGCUGCCCAGUCCAGGAAAAUGGUGUGAAUUGUGGUGUUGUAGAGUGGGUUGAUGGGCCUUGGCCAACUGUUCUUCAGAGAUGUUUGUGCAAACUAUGGGAGAUGUUCCAUGAGCAGAACUUUGGAAGGGUACAGGACAAGGAGAAGUUUGAGAAGGAGUUGGCCAGGCUUAAGAGUGAACAUGAAAGGGAGUUGGCCAAGCUUAGGACUGAAAAUGACAAGCUUUGCAUUGAGUACACCAAGCUUGUUGAUGAUGUAUCCAAGAUGUUUGAUUGGCAGGAUGGUAGGGUGGACAAGAAGGUGUACCAGAAACAAGUGGAGGAGGAAGAACUUGAGAAGAAGAAGAAGGAGUUAGAUGAGAAAGCUAUGUUGGAGGUGCAGAUGGAAAAGCUCAAACUUGCAAAAGAGCAGAGGUGCAUUUUGCAGAGCCAAGCUGAUAUCAUCAAGAACACCAGGAAGGCUAUGAAGGCUGUUGAAGUUGACAGAGAUGUUCUUAAGAAGGAGAAGGCAAAGCUUGAGCUUGUGGUUGCUGAGCUGCUGAAAGAAGGGUAUGGCAGCAAGGAGAAGUUAGAGCAAAUCAAGGCCAUCCUUGAGUCUUGAAGCUUGAUCUUGGUGAAGUAAGUACAUCCAAAGGCCUUUAUAUAAGGAUGUGGCCUGGCAUGACUGCAAGUGAUUAUGGGUGUACAUUUUGGGGGAAUGUGAAGUUUAACCUAGUGCAAGAACCUUAUUUCCUAUGUUGUUAAGUUGUAAUGGAUCACCUAUUAAGUAGUGCAAAUGGAUCUCUUAUGCUACUAAGUUGUGGAAAUGUAGAAUGUAUGCUAUUAAGUGUUCAACUUGAUCUUAUAUCUUUUAUAUGUUAUUUGUUAGCCUACUAAUAUUA
Messenger RNA from Aegilops tauschii subsp. strangulata, 1405 nucleotides. RefSeq lists its product as uncharacterized. NCBI's taxonomy places the organism in Eukaryota, Viridiplantae, Streptophyta, Magnoliopsida, Poales, Poaceae. Gene Ontology annotation, molecular function: zinc ion binding. The record is from RefSeq and is a predicted model, not a curated record.